This is a messenger RNA of Pleurotus ostreatus (oyster mushroom), 1581 nucleotides long. RefSeq lists its product as uncharacterized. The transcript is spliced from 10 exons. Gene Ontology annotation, molecular function: iron ion binding; heme binding; oxidoreductase activity, acting on paired donors, with incorporation or reduction of molecular oxygen. The coding region runs from base 1 to 1581 and encodes 526 amino acids. NCBI's taxonomy places the organism in Eukaryota, Fungi, Basidiomycota, Agaricomycetes, Agaricales, Pleurotaceae. The record is from RefSeq and is a predicted model, not a curated record.
AUGGCGAGGUGCUGGUCAGCGAUACCCAGUGCAAUGCUGUCCGGACUCAUUGUCUCACUUGCAUUCUCUUUCGCAAUUCUAGGAUACUUCGGGAAGAAAUAUCGACAGACUCUGCCCCUUCCCCCUGGACCUAAGAGGUACCCAAUCAUCGGAAAUUGGGACGUUCCAACCAGAGACCAAUGGAUUGUAUACAACAGACUCGCGAAGGAACAUAACUCUGAUAUCAUUUAUCUCCGCCCAUUUGGCACUUCGGUUAUCGUCUUGAACUCAUUUGCGGUCACCACCGACCUCUUAGAACGCCGUUCCUACCUUUCCUCUAGUAGGCCAAAAGCCACAAUGUUAACUGAAGUCAUGGGCUGGAAGUCCAUGUUUGGGGUUCAACCAUAUGGUCAAGAGUGGCGGGAUCGUCGGAGGGUGUUUUGGCAAGAGUUUCAUCCAGAACAUGGCAGAAGGCAUCAUCGCCCGGUUCAACACCACUACUCACGGGAACUCGUUCAACGUCUUCAUCAUUCACCAUUCGAAUUCCAGGCACAUAUCCGCCACACAAUCGGUGCAUCCGUUCUCACAAGUGUCUAUGGUCUCGAUGUUCAAGGCAAGGACGACUAUUAUAUUACACUGGCCGAUAAGGCUCUGAAGUAUCUCGACGUUUCGUUCGUGGGGAAUUACUUGGUCGAUAUCUUCCCCAUUCUCAAGCAUGUACCCCGGUGGAUGCCAGGUGCAAGCUUCCAGACUACCGGAGAAAAUGCAAUACGCGCUUUAAACCUGUUGAUUGAAGUCCCGUAUUCUGAGACAUGCAAAUUACUCGUGAGCGCAGAAGGUCGUGGAGAGUCAACUUUCGUCCGUCGGGCAUUAAGUCGCGGAGUGAUACCAGGCGGAAGACAGGGAGAAAACGUCAUAAAAGAGGCAGCCGCCAUGGCUUAUAUUGGUGCCAAUGAAAGCACCCAAUUCCCUAUGACAAUCUUCUUCGCCAUCAUGGCGCACAAUCCUGACGUGCAAGUGAAAGCGCAAGAAGAGCUUGAUCAGUAUCUCGAUCAUCGUCUUCCCGCUUUUGACGACCAGCCUCAUCUCCCAUAUAUAUAUAUGCACUCAGGUCUCGCACACGGUCUUGUCUCCGACGAUGAGUUCAGAGGGUAUUACCUUCCUAAAGGGUCCAUCGUUUUCUACAACGUUUGGGCAAUGCUCCGCGAUGAAAUACUAUUCCCUGAACCCGAUAAAUUUAACCCUUCGCGCUUCUUGAAGGAUGGCUUGAUUGACACCCAACUAAAGGACCGUGUCAUGAGUUCGUUCGGCUUCGGGAGAAGGCACGUAGUAUCCAUUCUAUGUUUAUAUCAACCUCACGUCAGGAAGUAUCUUAGGAUCUGCCCGGGUCGGUAUUUCGCUAUGGACACCCUUUGGUUAAGUAUGGCAUCCAUACUCUCGGUCUAUACGAUCGGAAAACCGGUUGAUGAAAGCGGACGGAAAGUUGAUAUCGCCCUCAAAUAUAAGGCUGGUCUCAAUCGGCACGUACUCCCGUUCGAAUGCUCGAUCAAGCCUCGUUCUCGCGAAGCUGAGGAACUCAUUCUUGAUUUGUCUCGGCUUUGA